GACGAUUAGAACGUGCGAAUCGCGUGUUUGAAAAGCGAGAAAGUACCAGUGGUAUCAAGUGAAACAUGGAAUUAUGUAAAUUCUGACAGUAGUCGCGCGCGACCUUGAGGAUGUUACGAUGGCCUUGACAGACGGACGUGUAGGACGAAAUUGUGUGUUUUGGUGGCUAGUUGUGUUCAUUGCAUCGGUGGAGAGGUGUAGUGGGGGUGAAUCCAAAUCUAGCAAACAAGUAAGAUGUAUGGAAAAUGGAAGAUUCUAUCGAGAUCCAGGAAGAUUAGCUCACACCAUGUGGACCUUAGAAGAAUGUUCCAGAUACUUCCUUUGCCUGGAUGGUGAAGUUUUUGAGUUCAGGUGUUCGAUUGGUCUUCUAUUUGACGUUAACCGUCAGAUAUGUGAUUUCAAACUGAACGUUGAUAACUGUGAUAUUACUACUGAAGUAGUUAUACCGAAACCACUCCUGGACCAAGUGGAAUGUUCAGAGAAGGAUCACUUAGCCUGUGCAGACAGUACCUGCUUACCGCAAGAGUAUUUUUGCGAUGGUUCUAUGGACUGCCCAGAUGGCAGUGAUGAGGCAUAUUGCAACGUGAAGGAGGAUCCUAAUGGUGCCAAGCCCUGUGAUAGAAAGAAAUGCAGCUUGCCUGGAUGUUUUUGCUCUGAGACUGGUACUGAAGUACCUGGAGGCCUUCAAGCCUCACUGGUGCCUCAGAUGAUAACGCUGACCUUCGACGAUGCAAUAAACAAUGAGAAUUGGGACAUCUACAAAAGAAUAUUCAACCCAGCCUAUCGAAAUCCCAACGGCUGUCCUAUAAGGGCGACGUUCUUCGUCAGCCAUCAGUACAAUAACUAUUAUUACACUCAGAAGCUGUGGAAUGAUGGACAUGAAAUGGCUAUACAUUCCGUAACGCACAGGGGUCCAGAGGAGUGGUGGUCACAUAACGCCACUAUUGAGGACUGGUUCGACGAGAUGAUCGGACAAGCAAACAUCCUCCAUCGAUUCGCGUCCGUCCGAAUGGAACAGAUCCGUGGCUUGAGGGCCCCUUUCCUUAGGGUCGGAUGGAACAGACAAUUCCUUAUGAUGAAAGAGUUUGGAUUCAUGUACGACAGCUCGAUUGUGGUGCCAUUCUCUAACCCUCCAUUGUGGCCAUACAGUUUGGAGUACCGGAUACCACACAACUGCAGCGAAAAUGAUCAACUGUGUCCAACGAGAUCCUACCCAGGAGUAUGGGAGCUACCUGUCAACCAGCUGGAGGCCAGUAACUAUUCGUGCGCCAUGAUUGAUUCUUGUCCAAACAUUGCUUCAUCCAAUGAUGUAUAUAAGCUCUUGAUGCAUAACUUCAAGAGGCACUAUCUCAGUAACCGGGCCCCUUUUGGGCUCUACUUCCAUGCUAGGUGGUUCAAAAAUCCAGACUUUUUGGUUGCUUUUCAGAAAUUCGUGAAAGAAGUACUAGAAAACCCAGACGUCUGGUUCGUGACUAACUGGCAAGCCUUGCAAUGGAUCAAACAUGCCAGGACGCUGAAUGAACUGAACUCCUUCGAGCCUUGGAGGUGUACGAGAAAGAUUGCUAAGUCAGAAAGGGCCUGUAACUCGCCGAAUACUUGCAAAGUGUACAGCAGGGUCUUUCAGCAGGACAGGUACCUGACCACGUGCGCGAAGUGUCCUGCUAAGUACCCUUGGAUUAGGAAUGAGUUCGGAUUAGACUGAUUUAUAGGAUUGGCUUUAGAUUCCUACUGACAGAUGCCGUCCAGGAUAGCCAAACAAGAACCCUUGACUUCAUUAUAGUCUUUGGGAGCCAUUGAGCCUUUAUAUGUCUCCUCAAUUGAAAUGCAGGAAAUUAUUAGGUACCUAUAGGAGUAUAUACCUAAGUGAUCAGGUCACGCUAUCCAAAUCGUGAUUGUUUGACCGACAUAUUUAAAAAUGAUUGCCGAGUUGUACAGCGUUUAUACAACAUACCUUCCUAAACACUGGA
Molecule: messenger RNA, 1967 nt
Organism: Acanthoscelides obtectus
Lineage: Eukaryota; Metazoa; Arthropoda; Insecta; Coleoptera; Chrysomelidae
Source: the annotation of a GenBank genome assembly